Molecule: messenger RNA, 564 nt
Organism: Episyrphus balteatus (marmalade hoverfly)
Lineage: Eukaryota; Metazoa; Arthropoda; Insecta; Diptera; Syrphidae
Product: cuticle protein 76-like
Exons: 1
Coding region: 1-564 (187 amino acids)
Source: RefSeq, a predicted model, not a curated record
AUGGCAUUCAAAUUUGUUGUCCUUUGCGCUGUUUUGGCUAUUGCCAAUGCCGGUCUUAGUCCAGUUGUAUACUCUGCUCCAGUUGCCCAUUACGCUGUUGCAAAUCCUUCAGUUGAUGCUGUAGGCUCAACCCAACACAAUGUUGUCCGUUCUUAUGCCGGUACCGUGUCUCAGUACUCCAAGGCCGUUGAUACUCCAUACUCAAGCGUUCGCAAGUCUGACACUCGCAUCAACAACAACGUCUACACUCCAACUUACGCCAAGGCUUUGACUUAUGCUGCCCCACAAGCUGUCUACGCUCACCAAGCUGCUCCAGCUGUUUACAGCCAACAAGUUGUAUCCCAUGCUGCUCCAGCUUUGUAUACUCAUCAAGUUGCCGCUCCAGCUACUGUCUAUUCUCAUGCUGCUCCAGCUGCUGUUGUUGCUCAUUCAGCUCCAAAUGCUUAUGUUAGCCAUGUUGACCCAACAAUCUCAGCCUACUCCAGCAAGACCAUCAGCUAUUCGCCAGCUGCUACUGUUGCUCAUGUUACCUUCGAUGGAUUCGGUGCUCACUACGGAUACUAA